AUGGACUACGUCGAGCACCGCAUGGCCCAAGAGGCCGCCAAACAGCCCGCCAGCGCCGCGCUCCUCACGCCCCUCAACCUCAUCCUCCUCUCCCUCCUCCUCUACACCCUCUACAGCACCUUCUUCUCCUCAUCCUCCUCCUCAUCCUCCUCAUACCCAACCCUCCCGCGCGGCCCCCCGCCCACCGUCUUCCGGACAUACACGCCCCGCAGCCUGCUGCCCUACAACGGCACCUCCGCCCCGGACGCACCCGUCUACUUCGCCGUCCGCGGCCGCGUCUUCGACGUCUCGCGCGGGCGCAACUUCUACGGCCCCGGGGGGCCCUACGCCAACUUCGCGGGGCGCGACGCCAGCAGGGGCCUCGCCUGCGGGAGCUUCGACGAGGAUAUGCUGACGGAGGACCUGGACGGGCCGCUGGACACGCUGGCGGAUUUGGGACCCGACGAGAUGGAGGCGCUGAGGGGGUGGGAGGAGCGCUUCCUGGAGAAGUAUGAUGUGGUGGGGAGGUUGGUGUCGGUGGGGGAGUAUAACGAGAGGAAGCAGCAGCAGUCGCUGAGCUCCGAGUAG
Purpureocillium lilacinum is the source of this 567-nucleotide messenger RNA. RefSeq lists its product as uncharacterized. The record is from RefSeq and is a predicted model, not a curated record. Lineage: Eukaryota; Fungi; Ascomycota; Sordariomycetes; Hypocreales; Ophiocordycipitaceae. Gene Ontology annotation, cellular component: membrane; endoplasmic reticulum; endomembrane system.